AUCACCGCAGCUGGAGAGAGAGAGAGAGAGAGAGAGAGAGAGAGAGGCAGCGCACCGCAGGCAAGAAUACACGGGAACGACGGGAAGAGAGGAGGCUGCCCCAUCCAUCCGUCCAUCCAUCCAUCCUAUGAAGUUUCCCGCAGGACUUUAUUCACUUAUGGCUGCAUGAGAGGCUCUGUACCUCCACGUUCCCCUCUCUUGCUCCUUUUGGGACUUUUGGCUUACCGGUUGUGUCCUGAUAUAAAGCAGUUGUCAAAAAUAUAAUCCGAGCUCUGUCGAUCCACGCGUGGUGUGGACGGGUGGUCAUGGAUACACCUAUCAGAUGGAAAGUAAAGAGGAGGUUUAAGGAGUUGCGGCUGUCGGUACUCGUUGUGUUACUGACGUUUGUCACCUCCCGAGCGAGCGCAGCUCAGCCAGCCGAUCUCCUAAAGAUUUUAGAUUUUCACAGUUUGCCAGAUGGCGUAACAAAAACGACAGGUUUCUGCACACACAGGAAGACGUCGAAAGGGCCCGACGUCGCCUACAGAGUCACAAAAGAUGCACAACUCAGCGCUCCGACUAAACAACUUUAUCCCUCAUCCGUGUUUCCCGAGGACUUCUCUAUCCUGGCAACGGUGAAGCCGAAGAAAGGCAGUCAGUCCUUCCUGCUGUCGGUCUAUAACGAACAGGGCAUCCAGCAGCUCGGAUUAGAGGUUGGCCGGUCUCCGGUCUUCCUGUACGAGGAUCACCUGGGUAAACCUGGCCCAGAGGACUACCCGCUCUUCAGAGGGGUCAACCUGGCAGACGGAAAGUGGCACCGUGUGGCGAUCAGCAUUCACAAACAGAGCAUCACUCUGAUUUUGGACUGUAAGAAAAAGAUCACACGGACGCUAUCCAGAAGCCCUCAUCCCAUCAUCGACACCAAAGGGAUUGUGGUCUUUGGAACGCGUAUACUGGACGAGGAGGUGUUUGAGGGUGACAUUCAGCAGCUGAUGAUUGUAGCAGACCACCGGGCAGCAUUUGACUACUGUGAGCACUACAGCCCUGACUGUGAGGUUCCCGCCCCAGAACAGCACCAGAACCAAGACCCAAACACUGAUGAAUAUAACACCGAUGAAAACUACUAUUAUGAAUAUCCAUACUAUGAGGACAUGGAGAAGACGGACGAAACGCCGACAACCGAUGAAGCGACUGGAACGACGACAGAAGACCUGACGGUGUCUCUUCCGGAUAACAGUCGUGUGAUUACCUCAGUUAUCUCUGGAAGUUCAGGAAGAACUGGAGGAUCCAGCAGUUCGUCCAGUAGCUCUUCGACCUCCUCGUCUUCCUCAUCUUCAUCUUCUGGCUCUUCCCCAAAAACCGGCGAGGACGCGUACGAAUCCUACGAUGGAUACGAUACCGGUUACGAUGGCUACUACGACGAGUCGACCUCGCGGCCCGACGGCUCUCGGACCAUCACGAUCACCAGCACAGGUACUGGCGGAGAAGUGGACCUCGGAUUGGGCGGAGAAGUGGAUCUCGGCUUGGGCGGCGAGGUGGAUCUCGGACUGGACGGUGAGGUGGAUCUCGGACUGGGAGGAGGAGUGAACAGGCGCGUCAUCACAUCUGGAGGAGGAGGAAGUGGCAGAGUUCACACAACCUACACUAUCACACAUAACGGAACCUCUAGUUCUGGAUCCGGUGUGAGUACCGGCUCCGGCUCAAGUGUGAGUACCGGCUCUGGCUCCAGCGUUAGUACAGGUUCCGGCUCCAGGGUCGGUGGCGGCUCCAGCUCUAGUGUCAGUACCGGCUCCAGUUCUACCUCGGUCAGUGGUUAUGAUGACAACAAUUACGGAGACUAUGAAGUUGGUAACAAUGGAGGAUAUGAAGAUGGAGAUUACACACUGGGCGGUGGCGGCAGCAGCAGCAGCACCUCUGUGUCCGUUGGAGGUGGGUCUGUUUCUUCAAGUGGCUCAGUGGGAGGGGGCGGGUCCACCAGUGCCGGCACCAGCGUGGGGACGGGAUCCACUGCCACAGGAGCUGGACAGGGAGGAAUCGACGGAGAGAGGGGAUCCAUUGAUAUUGACAAGUUCAAGGAGGAGUCCAUUGGAGAUUACACAGAUGAAGACCUGGAGAAUUAUGACUAUGACAACGAAUACACUGAUCCAAUUAAAGGGCUUCCUGCGGAGACCGGCGAGUCCUACGGCCAGGUGGAUGGAAUCAGAGGAGAGAAAGGCCAGAAGGGAGAGCCUGCUAUCAUUGAACCAGGGAUGCUGGUUGAAGGACCUCCUGGUCCAGAGGGUCCCACGGGUCUCCCCGGUCCUCCAGGUACAUCAGGACCCCCAGGUAGCCCGGGAGAGACUGGUGAGAGGGGUCUUCCUGGUCGCUCUGGUCUGCCCGGUGCUGAUGGUCUACCAGGACCUCCAGGGACAGUUCUGAUGUUGCCUUUCCGCAUGAGUACUGGAGGAGACAGUAAAGGUCCUGCUGCUUCUGCACAAGAGGCUCAGAUGCAAGCCAUCAUGCAACAGGCCAGGCUGGCAAUGAGAGGUCCAACCGGACCAAUGGGAUUGACCGGCCGUCCUGGUCCUCUGGGUCCUCCUGGUGUGCCUGGAUUAAAAGGAGAGUCUGGAGAGGCAGGACCACAGGGUCCCCGUGGUCCAUUGGGAUCUAUGGGCCCUGCUGGAAAGCCAGGUAGAAGGGGUCGAUCCGGAGCAGAUGGAGCGAGAGGAAUGCCUGGGCAGACCGGACCGAAGGGUGACAGAGGAUUUGAUGGUCUUGCUGGUUUGCCUGGUGAAAAAGGCCACAGAGGUGAGACGGGACCUCAGGGCCCACCGGGACCUCCAGGAGAAGACGGAGAAAGAGGUGACGAUGGUGAGGUUGGACCCAGGGGUCUGCCUGGAGAGUCAGGUCCUCGUGGUUUGCUGGGCCCCAAAGGUCCCCAGGGUCCCCCAGGAUCUCCCGGUGUGACCGGAAUGGACGGUCAUCCAGGACCUAAAGGAAACAUUGGACCUCAAGGUGAGCCCGGCCCUCCUGGACAACAAGGCAACCCUGGAGCUCAGGGACUUCCAGGUCCUCAGGGAGCAAUCGGACCACCAGGAGAGAAGGGUCCCAAUGGAAAGCCGGGACUACCGGGAAUGCCAGGAGCAGAUGGACCUCCGGGUCACCCUGGUAAAGAAGGACCUUCUGGGGAGAAAGGACAUCUGGGACCACCUGGUGCUCAAGGGCCUAUUGGAUAUCCUGGGCCUAGAGGUGUAAAGGGUGCUGAUGGAAUCCGCGGGCUGAAAGGAAACAAGGGUGAAAAGGGAGAAGAUGGUUUUCCUGGAUUUAAAGGAGAUAUGGGCAUCAAAGGAGAUCGGGGAGAACUUGGAGCCGCUGGACCCAGAGGUGAAGAUGGACCAGAAGGACCCAAAGGAAGAUCCGGUCUCCCCGGAGACCCUGGACCUCUCGGGUCAACCGGAGAUAAGGGUAAGCUCGGUGUGCCCGGUUUGCCAGGUUAUCCAGGAAGACAAGGCCCCAAGGGUUCUCAAGGAUUCCAGGGUUUCCAAGGAGCCAGUGGAGAGAAAGGCACAAGGGGGACCCCAGGGAAGCCAGGUCCACGGGGACAGAGAGGACCAACGGGACCUCGAGGAGAAAGAGGACCCAGGGGACCCACAGGAAAAGCAGGACCAAAGGGCAACUCAGGAAGCGAUGGCCCCCCAGGACCACCCGGUGAACGGGGCCUGAUGGGACCACAAGGGCCUACUGGAUUCCCCGGCCCCAAGGGCCCACCUGGACCAGCUGGAAAGGAUGGGCUGCCCGGACACCCCGGCCAGAGAGGAGAAACUGGUUUCCAAGGUAAAACUGGACCACCCGGACCCCCAGGUGUUGUCGGACCUCAGGGGCCAACAGGUGAAACAGGACCAAUGGGAGAACGAGGCCACCCUGGACCCCCAGGACCACCCGGUGAACAGGGUCUGCCUGGACCUGCAGGCAAAGAGGGAGCGAAGGGAGAUCCAGGUCCAGCAGGUCCCACAGGUAAAGAUGGACCUCCAGGGCUACGAGGAUUCCCAGGCGAGAGAGGUUUACCAGGCCCUGUGGGAUCAGCAGGUUUGAAAGGAAGUGAAGGCCCUCCUGGUCCACCUGGACCUUCUGGUUCUCCUGGUGAACGUGGUCCUGCUGGCCCAGCCGGUCCCACCGGCCUACCGGGCCGACCCGGACCUCAAGGACCCCCGGGCCCUGCUGGAGAGAAAGGUGGACCUGGUGAGAAAGGACCUCAAGGCCCAGCCGGUAGAGAUGGCAUUCAGGGACCGGUUGGACUUCCAGGCCCUGCCGGACCAAUUGGACCUCCGGGAGAGGAUGGUGAUAAGGGAGAGAUUGGAGAACCAGGACAGAAGGGAAGCAAAGGUGACAAGGGCGAGCAGGGUCCUCCAGGGCCAACCGGUCCCCAGGGGCCCGUGGGUCAGCCUGGUCCUUCUGGUGCAGAUGGAGAGCCAGGUCCCAGAGGUCAACAGGGUCUGUUUGGACAAAAGGGAGAUGAGGGAUCUCGAGGUUUCCCGGGACCACCCGGACCCGUCGGCCUUCAGGGUCUACCUGGACCACCUGGUGAGAAAGGAGAGACUGGUGAUGUCGGUCAGAUGGGUCCUCCUGGACCACCCGGACCCCGAGGACCCUCUGGACCCCCAGGAGCCGACGGACCCCAGGGACCUCCAGGAGGUAUUGGAAACCCAGGAGCAGUGGGAGAGAAGGGUGAUUCUGGAGAACCAGGAGAACCGGGUCAACAGGGAGAUGUUGGCCCUCUGGGCCCAAGAGGAGAAAGAGGAGAGAAGGGAGAAUCUGGACCUGCUGGUUCCGCUGGUCCUCCUGGUCCAAAAGGACCACCAGGAGAUGAUGGUCCUAAAGGAAGUCCUGGUCCUAGUGGAUUCCCUGGUGAUCCUGGUCCUCCUGGAGAGCCUGGGCCACCUGGUUUGGAUGGGGCUGCUGGAGAUAAGGGAGAUGAUGGAGAAGCUGGUCAGCCAGGUUCCCCUGGACCAACUGGUGAAACUGGGCCCACCGGUCCUCCAGGAAAGAGAGGACCUCCUGGACCUGCUGGACCUGAAGGAAGACAGGGAGAGAAGGGUGCCAAGGGUGAAUCUGGUCUGGAGGGUCCGGCUGGAAAGACGGGUCCGGUUGGACCCCAGGGAGCUCCUGGAAAGCCUGGUCCUGAGGGUCUGAGAGGAGUUCCUGGUCCAGUGGGAGAACAAGGACUACCUGGUUCUCCUGGACCCGAUGGACCUCCUGGACCGAUGGGUCCUCCUGGUUUACCUGGUUUGAAGGGAGAUACUGGUGUUAAAGGUGAAAAGGGUCAUCCUGGUCUCAUUGGACUGAUUGGACCUCCAGGAGAGCAGGGCGAGAAGGGUGACCGGGGUCUGCCUGGUCCACAGGGUUCUUCCGGACCUAAAGGAGACAAUGGUAUUUCUGGACCCUCUGGACCCCUUGGACCGAUCGGACCUCCUGGACUUCCGGGUCCUCCUGGUCCUAAAGGUGCUAAAGGAUCAAGUGGUCAAACUGGUCCGAAGGGAGAAUCUGGACAUCCGGGACCUCCUGGACCUCCAGGUCCACCCGGUGAUGUCAUCCACCCUCUGCCUAUCCUUUCCAGCCCAAAACGGGCGAAGAGGAACAUCGAUGCCAGCCAGAUGAUGGACGAUGCUGCAGAUGCCAACUACAAAGACUAUGAGGAUGGUAUGGAGGAGAUCUUUGGCUCUCUGAACUCUCUCAAACUGGAAAUUGAACAGAUGAAGCACCCGCUGGGCACACAGACUAACCCCGCCCGUACCUGCAAAGACCUACAGCUGUGCCACCCAGAUUUCCCAGAUGGUGAAUACUGGGUCGAUCCAAACCAGGGCUGUUCCAGAGACUCGUUUAAAGUGUACUGUAAUUUCACAGCUGGUGGGGAGAGCUGCAUAUUUCCUGAUAAGAAGAGCGAAGGGGCCAGGCUCACCUCCUGGGUGAAGGAGAAUCCAGGGUCGUGGUUCAGUGAAUUCAAACGUGGUAAACUGCUCUCUUACGUGGAUGCAGAAGGAAACCCGAUCAGUGUUGUCCAGAUGACGUUCCUGCGUUUACUCAGUGCCACGGCACGGCAGAACAUCACCUACAACUGUUACCAGUCUGUGGCUUGGCACGACCAGGAUCAGGACUCUUAUGACAAAGCCAUCCGCUUCCUGGGCUCCAACGAUGAGGAGAUGUCAUACGACAACAACCCGUACAUCAGAGCCGCUGUCGACGGAUGUGCGUUGAAAAAGGGCUACGAAAAGACUAUUCUUGAGAUCAACACGCCAAAGGUGGAGCAGGUACCGUUUGUUGACAUUAUGUUCAACGAUUUCGGCGGAGCGACGCAGAAGUUUGGCUUCGAGGUCGGACCGGCCUGUUUCAUCGGCUAAGACUGCUCACCGAGCACACGCAAAAACAUAUUCAUUUCCUCUGAAACAAAACACAAGAAAGAAAUAGGACAACAUAUUUGUAAAGUUUUGUGUUUCCAAAAAAAAAAACAAAUUUGAAGAAAGAAUGGAUGUCUAAACAAUGGGUUAUUAAAACCUCAGUGUACCCUCUUCAUCACAUGCAAGUUUUGAAACUGGAUGAGGUCAUCGCUCAUAUAUCUCCAAGCCCCACCCACUUUACACCUGUCUGAGUCUUCGCCCUGCCCCGCCCCCUGUGAUGCCACUCCUACGGGCUAUAAUGGUUUAUUUCCGCCGCGGGGAGACCCCUUCUCCGUGUUUCACGUACGAGAAAUAGUUUUGUCUGUUUGUUUACUGGGGUUUAAUGUUGUCCUCCCUUCCACAUUCACAUCAAAGCUUUGGUUUUUUGUGCAUACUUGUCUUCCAUUCCCUGGAAUGGUGAUUAUAUAUAUAAAUAUAUAUAAAUAUUUUUUCUAUGUUUGUAAGUACUUUCUGUAUAUUUUUUUUCUGGUGAAGUGAUUUUUUGGCUCUGGCUUCAAAACGUGCAUGUGAACCCAUUGAGCGAUAAGGACAGAGCUGCUUGGAAAGAGUAGAAAACAACGUAAAGUAUCAGAUAUCUGAAACACCCCCAAAUAAAGAUAUGCAUCAGAGGGUCUGAAAAAGAGACAACAAAAUAAAGGAAAUUAAUAACAAAAUGUUUUAUUGCAGAUGUGAACGGCGUCUUUUGUGCUUUAAAUGACAAUAAACGUAAGAUAGAGAGUGCACACGGCCACAAAGUCAGCAUUGAUUUGCUCACACGGGAGUCUGAGCUCACACGUACAGGCCGUCACACUGAGGAAACACAAUAUCGGUAAACUAGGUGCUAUUUCCUUUUGUCUGUGGUGCUACAAAUAUAUACCUUUCCUGUUUUUUGUUUGUUUUGAUUGAACUUGGCUCUGCGGUGACUCCCAAGCAAUUUCACGUCUUAUGUCUCUGCCUAGGUUGUUUGGGGAGGAGGUGGAGUAUUUUUAUGCAUGUCGUACAAUCAUAUUCACUCAUAAUUGAAAACAUGUUUGCCUUUGAAUGUCAUUCCUCUGAUUUGUCCAGAUUCAAUUCCUAUUACUUGUGGAGAAAAGUGAUGUACUGAUCCUCUGAAGCACUUACACUUUACAUUACAAUGUUCAUAUUACUGAUUUCCGACUCAAACAUCUUGCGUUGUGCUGGAUGUACAAUGGACUUAUAACGCCCAGCUGCUCGUUUCAUUUUCGUUGAUUUAUAACAGCAUGUAUUGCGUGUAAAAUGGGCUUUGUAAUGUAAAGUGUUACCGUUGUUUAGUUACAACACAUCUGAGGGCUUGAAUUUUUUGUAUCGUUUCCUAUAUGGAAAUCAGUGCAAUGGAACAGCUUUCACCUCAAACGUUUAACAUAUUAAAACUUUAAACAGUUCGGAUAGCUCUGGAAAAUUGGUUUGGGACUCUGUGAAUAUCUUAAUGGAGGAUAUCUCUUACUAAACGCUUAUGCAAAGCAAUGAAUAGUUUAAUGAUUUUUUUCUGCCGAUUUUAACUUUUCCUCCAAAGAUAUUUCUCAGUUUUUGAAUAUAAAAAAAUCAAAAUUAUGUUGUAGAUUACAAAUUUCUGCUAGGUACUAUUACGUUGCUUUCAUGCACACAUAAUACUUCACAGAAAUGUUGAAUUGAAUAGAGCCACCCUUUUAUUCAUGUAAAGUCCAAUGCUAUUCUGCAUCUUUUGCCACUUCGUGCGCUUUCCCUUUCGCUUUUGACCACUAGACCUGCAAAAUCUUGCUCUUUAAUUUUUUUUUUUAAAUAUGACUUGAACUAUUUCUUUAAAGACGAUUGGAAAUGCAAAUGAACAAUCCAGUUCGAUAAACAAUAAAAAUGAUCAACUAAUUCUUCUGUACAUUUAAAAACAAGCAGAAAAUGCUGCCAAUAAAGUUUAUUCUUAUUUGUUUUUGUCUUUGUAAUGUUUGUUUGUUUGUUUGUUUUGAGUUCCUGUCAAACCUGUGUACGAGCAAAUAGAGAGAUACUGGUGUCAAUAAAUUCAAGUUUUCUGUGUCCACCCAUCUUUGUAUGUCUUUUGAAGCAUUAAAACUUUUCUGUAUGCAUGAAAUUGUUAAGCUUUUUCUCUUAAUGUUUCUUUCUUUCCCCAGUUUGGCCGUAUUAUGAUCUAGACUUGAAGUGAUCGAUGAAAACGGGCCUGUCCUUCAUUGUGAAAUGGAGCGAGAGCGAUGAUUGUUGUAACGCUCUACUAAAGCCCAUGUUCCUUUGUAGUAUAUUUAUUGUAUUAUUUAAAAAUAAAUGUUAAUUGAUA
Paramisgurnus dabryanus is the source of this 8673-nucleotide messenger RNA. It is a transcript of the gene col5a1, whose product is annotated as procollagen, type V, alpha 1. Gene Ontology annotation, molecular function: extracellular matrix structural constituent. The record is from RefSeq and is a predicted model, not a curated record. Lineage: Eukaryota; Metazoa; Chordata; Actinopteri; Cypriniformes; Cobitidae.